AUGAAGUCAUUUUUCGCUCUUGGCGCUCUGGCCACCUUGUUCCAAUCCGCAUACUGCCUCGCCCCUGGCGCCUACAUUAUUGAUACAGCCAAACAAGACGGCUUAGCUCUGACUCAGGAGGGCGACAAUACUCCUCUCCGCUUUACAUCGCGGGUUCAAUUCUGGGAUUUCACUCCUACAAAGGGCGGCUACUUUGAAAUCCGCCAUGAAAGUGGUGCCUACAUCAACUGCGACCAAACGGGUGACAGGAUCUGCUUCCCCGGUGACCGGCCCCAAGCUUUCCUCCCGGAGUUCCAGGGAGAAAACAAGUACGAGCUUGUGGAACAAGGCUCGGGAUUGUUUUUGCGUUUCGACGGGGAGGGUAACCUGUUGAAGUUGGCUGAGUACGAUCAAAGUAUUGAGGAGCAAUUCGCUCUAAUUCCUCUUGAUCAAUAA
Messenger RNA from Penicillium soppii, 435 nucleotides. RefSeq lists its product as uncharacterized. Bases 1 to 435 code for a protein of 144 amino acids. Lineage: Eukaryota; Fungi; Ascomycota; Eurotiomycetes; Eurotiales; Aspergillaceae. The record is from RefSeq and is a predicted model, not a curated record. The transcript has a single exon.